Molecule: messenger RNA, 201 nt
Organism: Diversispora eburnea
Lineage: Eukaryota; Fungi; Glomeromycota; Glomeromycetes; Diversisporales; Diversisporaceae
Source: the annotation of a GenBank genome assembly
GUAUAGCCAUAGUACUUUUGAUCAAGGAACUUAAUAUAUCAACUUCUCUUCAGCAACCAGAAAAAUUGAAAAAUAAUUUACAAACUGUUGAAACUAUUAAAAAGAAGCAUGAACCUCCUGAUAAACCUAUCUUGACUUUUGAAGAAAGUCUAGCUGAUGUACAUUUGUCUGAAAUUGCCUCAGGUCUCUUCCAUUAUUAUG